AGCAAGGGCGGCGACCUCGACACCUCAGCUGCUGGCACGCACUACUCACAGCACGACCACAUGGCGGUUUCCACCCUCAACAUGGCACCCUACUUUACGGGAUACCCUUUUCAAGGCCAGGGCCGCGUGAACCAGCUCGGAGGGGUGUUCAUCAAUGGGCGGCCGCUGCCCAACCACAUCCGGCUGAAGAUCGUCGAGAUGGCGGCGGCCGGCGUGCGGCCGUGCGUCAUCUCCCGCCAGCUGCGAGUGUCGCACGGCUGCGUCUCCAAGAUCCUCAACCGCUACCAGGAGACCGGCUCCAUACGGCCCGGCGUCAUCGGCGGCUCCAAGCCGCGCGUCGCCACGCCCGAGGUGGAGGCGCGCAUCGACGACUACAAGAAGGCCAACCCGGGCAUCUUCAGCUGGGAGAUCCGCGACCGCCUCAUCAAGGACGGCGUGUGCGACAAGAACAGCGUGCCCUCCGUGUCGUCCAUCAGCCGGCUGCUGCGGGGCGGUCGCCGCGACGACGCCGACCUCCGCAAGAACCACUCCAUAGACGGCAUCCUCGGUGCGAGCAGCGCCGACGAGUCGGACACGGAGUCGGAGCCGGGCAUCCCACUGAAGCGCAAGCAGCGGCGGUCGCGGACCACGUUCUCUGGAGACCAGCUCGAGACGCUGGAGCGCGCCUUCCAGCGCACGCAGUACCCGGAUGUUUACACCCGCGAGGAGCUCGCGCAGAAGACGAAGCUGACAGAGGCUCGGGUGCAGGUGUGGUUCAGCAACCGGAGAGCACGCCUCCGCAAACAGCUGAACAGCCAGCAGCUGAACGCCUUCAACUCCAUGUCGCUACAACCGGCAUUCCCCACGCAGUACGAUCCCACAGCCAACUUCAAUGCACAGGGCCACGCUAGUUCGUGGGCGCAGUCGGGCUACCCCACGGCCGGCGCCGCAGCGCAGCACUGCCAGGCGUCGCCCUGGACGCGGCCGCACCCCCAGCACCCGCAGCCCGUGCAAACCAAGCAGGAGGUGUCGGCCGCCGCCGCCGCGGCCGCCGCCUGCUGGCCCGACAACUACAGUUUGUUCGCGAGCGGAGCAACGCACUACGGUGGUGCCAACCUGACGCCGCACUCUCCCGGAGAAGCGAAGUCCGGCUACCCGUACUUCGGCCAGCUGAGCAGCAUGGAUGCCGGGAUGGUUUGCAGUCGUGUCCACUAGGCUCCACGGGAAGCAGCGAGGAAGGGGCCAGACGCUGGCCGCGUCACACUGUCAUCUCGCCGAUGUUACUGUGCCGCCGUCCAAACCUGCUACCGUGUUAUCGAAACUUUACGAUUCGAGCGAACAGUCGACGAAACACAGCUUGCUGCAGACAUUCUGCUGAACAUAUGCCAAUCAUAGGACAAAGUGGCACAAACACCAUUUACUGAUAGCAUAUUCCAACUGCAAGCAGCCACAGGUUACUCCCCAUCACACCUGACAAAUACUGUGAAUUGGAACCCGUCUCUUUUGCUAAACUUAGCAAGUAAUCUCACUAAUGAUCAAGCCAUCUCGAAUGAAAAUAUGAAAUGUGUUAGUGGAUCGUAUGCGAGUGACAGAGCGUGUGACGUUGGUUUUUCCAGCAUAGUUCUCACAUCUGCAGCUUUCCGCUUAUUCAAAACAGUGUAAUCUACAGUGUUGAGUGUUUGACUUCAGCUUCGGACAGUUUGUUUCCUGCAGGGAGAUGUCACGAGUGAUUCUACAUUUUAAUUAUUUGACUUAUUUUCACGGAACGAAUUCUUCGUUAAGGAAAUAUUCCUGCUACUACGCGUCAUUAUCUCUCUGUCUAUGCUAAAUCAGCAAUAGGAUGUUGAUUUGUGUGUGUUAUGUAUGUAACACCAGAAACCAGGUCUCACUUCAAAGACAUUAAAGCGUGGUCCUUUUUUCACACUGACAAUGAAAUUCAUAGCUUCAGACGUUAAAGUAAUUCCUCGAACGUCGUUCAAUCUGUGAGCUUUGUUUUCAGUCCAUGUGCAG
This is a messenger RNA of Schistocerca nitens (vagrant locust), 1989 nucleotides long. RefSeq names its product protein gooseberry-like. Gene Ontology annotation, molecular function: DNA-binding transcription factor activity, RNA polymerase II-specific; RNA polymerase II cis-regulatory region sequence-specific DNA binding. The coding region runs from base 61 to 1194 and encodes 377 amino acids. Lineage: Eukaryota; Metazoa; Arthropoda; Insecta; Orthoptera; Acrididae. Gene Ontology annotation, biological process: anatomical structure development; regulation of transcription by RNA polymerase II. The record is from RefSeq and is a predicted model, not a curated record. The transcript is spliced from 8 exons.